GUCAUGCGGCCGCCGCCGUAGGCAGCCGCCAGCUACGCUAACGUAGGCUACGCCGUUUCCGUAGAUGCCGGCGCUAUUCCGCAACGCGCAUACGCUACCGUGAAGCGAAACGCUCGGCCAUGCAGCCUGCGUUACGGAAACAGCGCAAAGGGGUGGCCUCUUUCCCUGUUCUCUCAGGGACGGCCUUUUUGUCCCACGUUAGCCGGGAUUGAGUCGGGACGGUGGCGGGAGGAGAGGCGCUCCGCCUGGGCUCGGAGGGAGGGAUCCGCGCCCGCCUUGAGCCUCCACGGAGAGGGCGGGAGAGGACGAAACUGCCGUCCGGGCCUUUCCGGCGGCUGAGCGAUCUCUGGAGAUUUUUGGCGCCGGUGGAAGUAGGGAGAUAAUUUACAGUUUCACAGUGAUGUUUAGAAGAUCCUCUUAUGGGGUCCCCCAUGGAGAUUGUGUGAAAAAUAGCUUUGGAGGGUCCCUGAUUAUCUUUGGACUCUAAAACCCAGUCUGAAAGACUAGGGCCUCCCUUCUUUCCUUACACAGAAUCUGUCUGGAUCUACUUCUUCCUCAAUCCCCACCUUUCACCAAUGAGAAGAGACCCUUUGGACCAUACAGAUAACACACAUCUUGCAGCCUUUGCUUUGGCUUCAGAGCAGCAGCCAUGUGGCACAAGUCCGUGUGCGUGGCUUUGGUGGCCCUGGCAACGGGCUACGUCUUCCUGCUGGAUCCCGAUCUGCCGGACUCGGUGGUGGAGUACUUCUCAGCCUCCUUCAUGUACCAACUGCGGGGGGAUCUCACAUCCCCCGAGAGCAGCAUCGCCACUGCCUGGGACUCGCUUAUCGUUCAGCCGACUAAGCAAUGGAGCAAAGUUGCUGUUGGGGUUAACGCCUGCGUCGAUGUUGUCCUUUCGGGUGUGAGGUUGUUGCAAGCCCUCGGUCUCGAUUCCGGAGAGGGACGAGACCACUCGGUCUUACAUUCCACGACAGAUUUGAAAGAAGCCUUUGCCCACUUCAUGGGGAAGGGCGCUGCCGCGGAGCGGUUUUUCAGCGAUGCGCAGUCUUUCCACCACGUCGCACGGACUGCUUUAGAGUAUCCUGAAGCACAGCUGUACAUGGGAGGAAACGCUGCUCUGAUUGGUCAGAAAAUUGCAAUGAAUCCAGACCUGAAGGUUCUGUUGUGUGGCCCGAUUGGACCUAAACUUCACGAGCUGCUGGAUGAAAACAUCGUUGUCCCUCCGGAAUCCAUGCAAGAGUUGGAUGAAUUUCAUCUUAUUCUGGAGUAUCGAGCAGGUGAAGAGUGGGGGCAGCUGAGAGCCCCGAACGCCAACCGCUUCAUCUUCUCCCACGACUUGUCGAAUGGGGCCAUGAACAUGCUGGAGAUCUUUGUGUCCAGCCUGGAGGAGUUUCGGCCAGACCUGGUGGUGCUUUCUGGCCUUCACAUGAUGGAGGGCCAGAGCAAGGAAGAACGCGAGAAAAGGCUCCUGGAGGUGGCGGCCGCCAUCUCUGACAUUCCGACAGACGUCCCCGUGCACUUGGAGCUGGCCAGCAUGACAGACCCGGACCUUAUGAGCGAGAUAAUCCAUCAGCAGGUCUUCCCUCUUGUGGACUCCAUCGGCUUGAACGAGCAGGAGCUGCUCUUCCUCUCGCAGGCCGCCGCUGGACCUCACGCCUCGCUGGCAUCCUGGAACGGAACCCCGGACGUGGGAGCCGUCGGCGACAUCCUCUUCUGGAUCCUGAAGGAGCACGGGAGGACUCCGAAGAGAGCAUCCGAUCUCACUCGGAUCCACUUCCACACGUUGGCCUACCACAUCCUGGCUACCGUGGACGGCUACUGGGCCAACCAGGUUGCGGCUGUCGCCGCGGGGGCCCGGGCGGCCAGCACGCAAGCUUGUGGCACGGAAACGAUUGACGCGAGCAGGGUCUUCCUGAAAGCCCCCCGGGAGUUUGCCACUUCCCAAACGGGGGAGUCUUUCACCGUCUCCUUCAAUCCUAGCGAACCGGUGUCAGAGUGGCACAAAGACGGCAUCUCGUUCCACUACACUCCGGUGCUGGUGUGCAAAGACCCCCUGCGGACUGUUGGCCUCGGUGAUGCCAUUUCUGCCGAAGGCCUCCUUUAUUCGGAACUCCCUUCUCAGUAGCCUGCACGGAUCUCCCUGUGACAGUCUUGAACGGCGCCGUUCGGGCGCUCUGUGGAAGAACCAAAGAUUAAGUCGGGCCCAGCCUAGUGGCCCGGUGGGAUCACGGGGGUGCUUAACAGGAAGGCGCUCAUGUCACAGGACCACCUCCCCCCCACCCUCACCCCAGAAUGGCCACUUAAAACCAAAGCAGCUACUGCUUUAAGCCAGUCGUUCGCUUAAGAGCUGCGCACCACACUGAGACGACGUGCGUGUGUGACGCCUAGUUAUCCCAGGGAGUCUGUCAACGCGUCAGCACGUCACAGCUGUCUUGUUUCAGGGAAGGCAGAAGGCGGUUGCGUUCCUGCUUUGUGUUGCGACGUUCCUAAAAUGGCCAGCGCCGGCCUCCUCGUUCCUGUGGCGGUACAAUCACUUCGUCCCCUGCACCCUUUUGGCCAGCAUUCCACCACACGGACGGUCCUCGGAUACAUCCUGUCAGCCGUGGACAAGAGGGAAGGCACUUUGAAAGUUUCAGGGAGACAGGAAGUGCCAUUCCCUGCAAGGAAGGUCAGUGGUGACACCCACAAAGCAAGCUAAGAAAAUUAAGCUUUGACUGAGUGACUUGAUUGACUGUACUACCCCGGCUGGCGGUAUUCUGCUGUUGCUUUGUUUCAUCACUACUGGCGGACAUACCUGUUUGCUGGGAAGCUGCUGCAUUGCUGCAAGGCAGUAACUGGAGGCUGUCAAGACCGACACGAACGAAGGCAGAGCUAUCUGAUCCUUUUACUCAGCAGCUUGUAGAAGGUGGGGCUAACGGCAGGGGCACCUAACCUGGGGCAAGUGCCAAAGAACCUCAACGCACUCCAAAAACACGGCCAGGACUCCUCGUUUGUUCCCGAUGAAUGUCAGCUUUUCCGGCCAAGGGGAAAAUGAGAUAAAAGACGUGCGCUUCCAUUCCGGACUUUCCUCUCCUGGCAUUCGAUUACAGGGAUCACAUGGCCUGCAGGCAAGCAUUUCUCCAGAGCUCAGGAAAUUGCCUCUGGCCGUUGUGUACAGAUCGUUGUGUACUUGUGUGUGUGUAUUCUGUCUCUUCCAUUCCACUCCUCUUUCUUUCUUGUUGCAAAGGUGCAGAUGUACACAGAACUCUGCAGGGCCUGAGAUGUGCCCCCCGAUAGCUUGAGCAAUGGGUUCCCAGCGACAGAUCCCCAUUCAGUCAAGAUGCUCGCUGUUGGGCCUCGCAGGGAAGUUGUCUUUCGCUCAACCCCGUCCUACCUCAUGCGCUUAGCUUUCUAAGCUCUGCCCUGAGUCCUAGAAAGGGAGGGUGAAAUUUAAACUCAAUCAUUCAGCUUCAAAAAACCUUUAAUGGCAUAAAUGAAACCCAAC
Messenger RNA from Sphaerodactylus townsendi, 3484 nucleotides. It is a transcript of the gene ADPGK, whose product is annotated as ADP dependent glucokinase. The transcript is spliced from 8 exons. NCBI's taxonomy places the organism in Eukaryota, Metazoa, Chordata, Lepidosauria, Squamata, Sphaerodactylidae. The record is from RefSeq and is a predicted model, not a curated record. Bases 650 to 2125 code for a protein of 491 amino acids. Gene Ontology annotation, cellular component: endoplasmic reticulum. Gene Ontology annotation, molecular function: ADP-specific glucokinase activity. Gene Ontology annotation, biological process: glucose metabolic process.